AUGGCGAGUCGAGCGUUGCUGGCGGGCGAGCUGGUCUACCGGGACUUCCGGGAUGCGGACGAUGAGGGGUGCAAGGCCUUGGAGAUGCGAGCCAUGCAAGGUAGUCGCUUUCCUUGGCUUCAAUCAUUUACGCGCAUUUUCCUCCGUGGCGGCUUUGAGCACUUUGUCACCUUUGACGCAAAGCCAAAGCAGUACGAGGACUGGGUCAUUCGAGUGGCUGAAGACGGAUCCAGCGGCGGCCGCAUCAUCGGAGUGGGAUGCGCGGCAAUCAAGACGGCACGCGUGCACUCCAAGAUGUGCAAAGUCGCGUACGUCUUCGACCUGCGAGUGGAUGAAGACUACCAGGGCUUCGGAGUUGGAAAAGCCUUGACAGAGCAGAUCGAGGAGGCCUGUGCAGCCAAAGGUGCGCACUUCCUGUAUUUGACCGUCAACUCUGACAAUACGAAGGCCAAAUCGCUGUACAGCAAGCGGGGCUUCGUGGUGGCAUCUCAGCGGCACCCGGCCCUGGUGCUGCUGGCCUUCCCAGAGCCAGAGGAUGGCGAGGUCCUGGUGGAGCAGCUUCCGAAGGACAAGGCUGACAAGCUGACCAAGAGCUUUUACUCUGCAGCGGACCUGCUCCUGGAUGACCUCGGGCAGCUCUUCAACUCUCCGCUCUAUGAGGGGACCUUCGUGGCACGGCGGGGUGACUCUGUGGCUGGCGUGAGUGCCUGGAAUGGCAGCUAUUUGACUGGCUUCAAAAUUGAGCGGUUUCUGGUGCCAGUGGGGUGGUGGAAGAGCCCUUGGCUUCAGCUUCUCAUCCUGUUGGCGGGCGCUUGGGGAGGCUGGAAGUGGGCCACCGCCAUGCAGGCAGCUGGCAUGUCUGCGCUGCAAACGCACCGCGCUGCGCAGAUUGCCGCUUUUCUUGCCAUGUUUGCAAUCACCGCCGUCGGCACCUGCUGCCUUUGGAAAGCUUGGCCUGUCCUCAGCUUCAUGGGGAGCAAGAUUACUUCAAACGACUCAAAGAUGAGGCAUAGGCUCUUUGGGCCUUUUGCGUUUGGUCCGAAAGAAGAUCAAGAAGAGCUGCUGCGGGUUGUGCAGAGCAGGCCUCACCUUGCAGCGCGUGGCAUCUUCCAGCGCCAGACCGGCGGCAAAGUGAAAGCCCGAGAAGGGCCCAAGGCCAUGGAAAAUCGCAGCGCGGAUCGGUUCAGCGGGGCCAAAGGUACCGCUACGCCUGACUGGUGGAGGCAGGAAAAGUCCAAGCUCCUGGACAAAAAGGAGCGGGAAAAGCGAGAAAAGGCCAUGGAGGAGGAAAUGAAACAAAUUGAAGCGAAGGAGGUCCAGAAGAAGGAGGAGAGGAAGCGCAAAGCGCUGUGGGAGGCAGAGAGAAGAAAGGUCCAAGAAGCAUUCGAAAGGAGGAAGCGGGAGGCGGAACAGCUGCAGCUCAGAGAAGAGGAGGAGUGGCGGCAACAGCUUAGAGAACGAAGAGAAAAGGAGGCCAAGGAAGAGGAGGAGCGGGAACGUGAAAGGGAAGCCAAGAGGGAAAAGAAGCGCCUGGAAAAAGAGAAGAAGAGGAAGUUGGAAGAGGUGGAGGAUGCAAAGAAGAAGCAAUCAAGGGAAGUAGAGGACAAGAAGAAGAGGGAAGUAGAUGACAAGGAGAAGGCCAAGCGGGAAGCCUUAGAAGCCCAAAAGGCUGCCGCGGAGUCCGCAAGGCUGCAGGCCGAGAUCAUGCGGCAGCUUCCGGGGCCGAAUCUCAUGGCAGCCUGGCAGCAGCAGAGCCUGGCCAUGGCCCAAGCCCAGGUGGCCCAGGUGGCCCAGGUGGCCCAAGUGGCCCAGGCCCAGGCUCAGGCUGCGGCGGCGGCAGGCUUCGGGUGCCAAGGUUGUCAGGGCUGCGGCUGCGACGGAUGUUUCGGUUGCAAUGGCUGUGCUAUGGGCGCCAUGCCCUGGGGAGCACAGGGUGCAUCUUUUGGUGAACCCGGUGCAUCCUUCGGCGCAGGCAUGCCAUCUUGGCCACAGUGA
Molecule: messenger RNA, 1995 nt
Organism: Effrenium voratum
Lineage: Eukaryota; Dinophyceae; Suessiales; Symbiodiniaceae
Source: the annotation of a GenBank genome assembly